Molecule: messenger RNA, 1368 nt
Organism: Colletotrichum navitas
Lineage: Eukaryota; Fungi; Ascomycota; Sordariomycetes; Glomerellales; Glomerellaceae
Exons: 1
Coding region: 315-1025 (236 amino acids)
Source: RefSeq, a predicted model, not a curated record
UGAUUAAAUUAUGCCUUUCUUCUAGAUAAUACCUACUGCCUAACAAGAAAGCGGCCCGCCAGCAGUUUUGUCAGAGAUCAGUAUCCUUGCCAUUCAACGUGUGGCAAUAAAUCCAGAGAAAGUUCCUGUUUUAUCGCAGGAGAUACAAGGGCGUAUGCGAAUCGACGGCGAACCAACAGUCACGUCUAGGCCACCACGAAACCGACGAAUACGGAGAGCCGACCCCCCUUGCCCCUUGAAAGCCCCAUCGGUGGCUGCUCAACCGAAUCAAUACAACCAGUUCCGCUGAAUCGCGACAAGGCAUUGUAGCCAGAAUGGACUACAAGUACAACAAUGUGCCUGGAAGUGAAGGGGCAUUGCAGACGGAAUGCCACGCGACAACAGAUAAGAAGGUACGCGAUCAGCCCACGGCUUCGAGGUUGCAUUUGAGGCCGCACCUCUCCUCAUGCGCGAUUGCCACGAUAGCUGCCGUUAUUCUGGCGGUGGCCUCUUUAUUCGGCUUCUUCGUUGGUUCAACAGCAACGAGAAUGGCCAUGAAGGGUGCCGCGACCGCCGUUAGCGAAGUCAGGCUAAUUGACGACUGUGGUGAAUCGCCGGCACAGGCGAGAAGCAAUGGGUGCAGAUACGAUACCAUGAUCCAACAGUGGGUCCCGGCUGCAUGUUACGACGAAGAGCACUCGGAGAUGUAUCUCUCCACCUACAACUGGAAGUGGUAUUACGACAUUGACGCCAAGUACGAGAUGCCAGAUGAGGUUAUGAGGCGCGGGGAGCAUCAGGUAGCCUUCAUGGUUGACGACUACCACCGUCGUCAUUGCGCCUACGUCUGGGAGGUUUCGGCGCGAGCCUUACAGCAGCAGAAGCCCAUGCUGGACGAGUGGCUUUCGUACAAGCACGUUCACCAUUGCAAUCGCAUCUUGCUUUCCCCCCCUUGGAAUUCGACGAAGCACCCAACAGCUGUUGAAACGCACUCGGGAUAUGGGAGAUGUGCCCCGUACCAGCUAUGGGCCACAGACAUGCCAGAGUAAGAAGUCGAGUCUGGGUCCAAGUCCAGGUCUUCUAAUCUCUGGUCUCGAUGUCAGAGCAGCAGAUCGAGGCCCCACGAUAACAGCCCCGUCCUGAACACCACAUUUGAGAGUUGGGGGCACGAGGUGCUCACAUAUGCACCCGCCAUUCUCGGAAAGUGAUGGGCGUGGGGAGCAGUACCGGUAGCCAUGGAGCCAGGGAUGUGACCUUUUUCACAUACGACCAGGGUAUGCCUAUUGGUCCUUUUGGUGCUUUUGGUCCUGUUGGAUAGAGUCACCAGUUUCCAACAGCCUGAAGACUUAACAGUUUUACGUCAUAGGGAAGCGAGAUUUCGUCAUAUAGCCG